AUGGACGGCCAAGAUCGAAGAGCAUUACUCCAGCUUGGCCGACAGGCACGCAAAGAGGCUGCAUCGCCUUAUGCGCGUCCCAAGGCUUCCCCGGCGAGUGCGAACGCGGGUGCGAGUGCGAGCGGAACUCCUGUGCGUUUGACCUGAUCAUUGCGGCUGGACCCACUAUACUGAUGCUACCAUGUUAUGACCUGUAGUCUCGCCUGAGUGGACUGUUGUCGUACUUGAGCCCGUUCCGCCGUGGCAAGCAGGAGGAGCGAUCCCCUGCGCCCCAGCCCGCGUCGGACGAUGAGCAAGACCACAACAACGACCACGACCACGAAGAACCACAGCACAGUGAUGGCAGUCACGAUGACGCACAACAUGCCCAUGCUCCUGCGUUUGAACUGCAUGGCGACUUUAUCGAGGACCACGACGUAGGCCCAUCACCGACAGGGGCACCCGGGGAUCUCGAUCGUCGCUGACGCUGCACUGACCUCUGAACUGAUGCAGAUGCACGCCAACGCACCACCCUCACCUACACCGUACCAAAAUAUUUACCCCAACCUCGGAUCGUCCAUCACCGCUUCCAAGUCGAUGCCUCAGCUCGCUUCGACGCUGGCCUCGAACGCGACCCCCCGACCUCGUGGCGGCUUCACCUCCGCUCUGCCGCGAUCUGCGACACGCGCCGACUUGGCGCCGUUCUCGGCAUCGGCAGCCAGCUGGGGUCAGGCCGAGUCCGUGUUUGGCUCGGAACGAUCCCCACCUGGGCGAGCAAACGAGGAACUCGCGAGGUUCUUCCGCGACAAGGCCGAUCGGGGCGAUGAGCCAUUGACCGCGAUCGAGCAAGCCGGGGUGCUUCACCUCAUGCAACAGGCCAAAGCCGAGAAUCUACCCACUGCCUUCACCCCCAACUUCGGGUCCGCCUCUCCCACCCUUUCGGUGCAGCCCUUUUAUGCUCGUCAGGACUCGGUCGUUCCCAUCUCACCCUCGGCGGCGUCCAACAACUCGACCUUUGGCGGUGUCGGUGCUUCCCCCUCGACGCUCAAUGCCGAAUCUACCGCAGGUCAUACACCAUACCGAAGACGAAGACCUAUCUACGUUGGAGCGGGCUACUCGAGCCGAAGCGCACGUCGCAAUCGAACACCUGGGUCUCACAGCGCCUCGAACGGAUCGAACUUGACGCGGAGUCAGAGCGAGGGCGGAUUGCUCAACUCCCUUGGGGCGAACAGUUCGACUGCCGAGGGCAAACGUCGACGUGUCGAAGUGGAGGAUGUACCACCCGCCCCAUCGACCUCGAACCUAUCCUACGCAGCCUCGCCGGGACCGUCGGCUUCGGCCUCUCCCUCGCCUGCAGCAGCGAUGACGGGCAGUUCCAAAACUUCGAUCUUUUCUCGUGCCAAGGUCACAGCGAACGCCGUCUCGACCCCCGUCCGACCGUCACCUCUGUGGCAAGUCAGCAAAGCCGAGACCCCGUCACCUUCUCCACCAAAGAAGGUCGCCUCAGCGACGCCUCGAUCGACAACUCGAGCGGGCGAUAUGAUGAUGGACAUCAUCCGCCAAGAGGAUGCUGCAAGACCGGACAAAACUUCUCCGACGACAGGUCGCGAAGCUUUUAUCAACCCUUACGAAAGCACGGACCACAACCCUUUAGCGCGAAUCCCACGCAGUCGGCCGGUUCGUCCUCCGACACCUUCGAGACCGGCGUCGGCUCGUGUUGCGGCUCAGAAGGCUGCUUCGGCUGCUCCAAGUCCCAAGAAGGUCUCGCCAUUGGAACAGCUUGAGAGAUCUAUGCCGGCAGAGUACCGUCGUGAGGAUGGGAACCGAUCGAAAAUGGCUUCGUCGGUCGCCUCGGCUUCUCCUGCUCCUACGCCGCAGAAGGAGGCUGCGCCAGCUCCGACGUUUGCUCCGCCUUCCAUACCCGUAGUAGCGACGAAGCCAUCGACCAAGAAAGCGGCACCUGCGAAUCCCUUUGCGGCACUUGCUUCGGAAACGGACGAGGCUGAAGACGAUGAGGAGGAUGAAGACGGGUCCCGAGAGGAGGACGAAGAGGAUGACGACGAAGAAGAAGAUGACGAAGAGGACGAAGAGGACGAGGAGGACGAGGAGGAGGAUUCGGACGACGACAUUGUGAUCAUUGAAGAGGUCGUCAAGAAGCCCACACCCACACCCAAGCCCAAGACCGUCUUCAUACCCAAAGCACCCGCACCGAAAACGUCGGCACCUGCUCCUUCCGCGCCUAUGAGCAAGCCCGUCGACCAGCCGGCCUCAGUUGCACCCAUGUUCGGUACACCUUCGUCCAACAUGUUCGGUCAGACAUCUUUGGUGCCGAGCAAGCAGCCUCCUACUGGGGAACCUGCUCCCACACCGAAGCCUGCUGUCUCGUUUUCCUUUGGUGCGAUCUCCGCCGCCCCUGUCGAAACUCCCAAGGCUGCGGCGCCCAAACAUGUCGUCUCGAACGGGUCAUCGAUUACCUUGGUGGACUCCUCGGACGCUCAAAAGCAAGCUCUCGAAGCUUCUCGAACCUCUUUACCGACCUUCGUCUUUGCGGGCACUUGGAACACUUGUACUGGGCGCGGAGAAGCAGCGGAAGCGACGACGCGUGCGGCGCAGGAUUUGGCCAGGAUGAUGAGUCGGGGCGAGGUGCCGACGUUCGAGUUUUAA
Messenger RNA from Microbotryum saponariae, 2643 nucleotides. The record is from the annotation of a GenBank genome assembly. Lineage: Eukaryota; Fungi; Basidiomycota; Microbotryomycetes; Microbotryales; Microbotryaceae.